Molecule: messenger RNA, 1393 nt
Organism: Perca fluviatilis (European perch)
Lineage: Eukaryota; Metazoa; Chordata; Actinopteri; Perciformes; Percidae
Product: CD209 antigen-like protein C
Exons: 6
Coding region: 115-822 (235 amino acids)
Source: RefSeq, a predicted model, not a curated record
GUGAUAUCACUAAAUUAAUAUAUACUGUACCAAAGUUUUCCAGCAGCAUAGUGACCAAUCUCCACAGCGCGGUAAGCAGUAAGUGAAGUGAAGCUACGGUUGGAUUGUCUCAAGAUGUCCGAAGAUAUUUAUGCCAAACCAGAUAUGUCAAAUAAGGUGAGAUACAACAGAAAUGUACAGAAGGACAAUGAAUGGGAGGAAAGGGAGGUGGAAAUAUACGACGAUAUCGGAGAUGAUCAAACUGCUAAUCAGUCACACGGAGGAGGACCAGACACUGAGAGGAAUCCUCCAGCCGUCCAAAGGAAGACUCUCAGGGCUGCAGCACUCUGUCUGGCAGUGCUCUGCUUUCUGAUGAUGACUGGAAUCAUCUUAUCCGCAUACUUAUCCGUCAACAUGAGUCAGUUAAAGGAAGAAGUAAAGCAGCUGAAGAACAGAACUGAAGAGAAGCGGUGUCCUGAUGGAUGGACGAUAUUAAAAAGCAGUUGUUACUUCAAAACUAAUGGGUUGAACACUUGGUCUGGAAGCAGAGCUGACUGUCGGCAGAGAGGAGCAGAUCUGGUCGUUAUAAAUGAUGAAGAGGAAUGGGAGUUUGUCUCUGAGCUGAGUAAGGAUAAAGAGUCCUGGAUUGGUCUACGGAAUAUAAACACAGGACAGGGACGGGGAUGGGAAUGGGUGGACGGAUCACCGCUGACAGAAACGUUCUGGGCAGCAGGACUAACUCAAAAUAACGGUUACUAUGCUGCAUGCUGCAAUCAACAAGGAAAAUGGACACAAGGAUAUAAUUAUAUGAAUAAGAACUGGAUGUGUGAGAAAAAGAUCUGAACUCUUUGAUGAUAGAGAGGUGUGUAGUGUUGGGAUCAGCUUUGUCAAAUCAGACCAAUAUACAUUUAACAUUUACUCAGCCGUUUAUUCUGUGUUGCUAAAUAAUCUGGAUUACAGAGAUAUUGUUCCUCUGCCCUUCAUAGUGCACAAUCUGGUUAGAAGUCAUGUGUACUUACUCUGUAGUCCUACAGGAUUAUUAUCAUUAAAGAUGAUAAAAACAUGGAUUAGCAGGUUGUCUGUACUUUGGUUUACGAAGUGGAUUAAUAUGUUUGUGUUCAGUUAGAUAAAAGUUGUUCCUGUGUCCUUUGAUAAACCUGUAGUCAGCUGCUAAUUUCCAGCUGCCAGUGAGAAGCUUCACCAGGAGAGUUAAACAUGCAUUGAGAUUAAUGUUACGCCUCUUGAGCCUGUGUGUCUGUCCAACUUCAACACAAGGGACAUUGGAAGUUUUACUCUUGUAUUUGUAUCUUAUUCUAUUAAAGUUUUUAACUGCUCUUUAACAUUUGAUGUAAAGCAUUUUGUAUUGCCUUGUUGCUGAAAUGUGAUAUAGAAAUAAAGAUGCCUUGCCCUACAA